CUGGCCGCCAUUUUCCUAACCAUGGUCUGCCUAGCCAGAGGAGAGUUAGAUGUCUGUCCAUUUCCUUGCACAUGUACUGACAAAGGAAAGAGAAUUGAAGUGUUGGAUUGUUCAAAUCUUAACUGGAAAAAAAUCCCUUCCAAAUUUAGUUUCCCUUCUUCCUUAAUACGCCUGUCUCUUGCCAACAAUAAGUUAGCGGUGCUUCACAAUGGGACAUUUAGAAACCUACCGGAUCUCCAGACACUUGACGUAUCGCACAACCAAAUAACAGUUUUGGAAAACUCCUGCUUUGAGGGACUUCAGUCGUUGAUAAAUCUUAAUAUGAGCUAUAACAGUCUCAAGAUGACAACAGAAGUGUAUUCUCCGGGAAUAUUCCGAUUUCUUAAAAAUUUGAAAGUUCUUAAUAUCCACGGAAACAUCAAACAAUCGACCAUGGGUCAGAAUUACCCGGAUGUGGCACUUUCUGAUCUCGAGUUCCUGGAAGUGCUGGCCAUGGAUGGAUUACCAGCUAGCAUAUUUGGAGAUGGGUUCCGGAAACUAAAACAUUUGACUGUCCUAGAUAUGUCGGCCAAGCAUGAUGACAGUUUCUGUGUGUUGAACGACCUUUUCAAUACAACAUUCAGUAGCCUGGACAAGUCUUUAUUGUCUGUAAUGAAGUUAGUAAGUUGCUUUAUAUAUCGCAUAGCACCAGGAACGUUUUCAAUGCUUAAACACUUGUCUGAAUUAGAUUUGUCUGAAAACCACCAUAUGGCUUUCGGUGGUAUGAAGAACGCAAGCUUUGGAUUAGACCUAACAAAUAUUCAGGUUCUGCACCUAAAUGCAAUCAAUAGACACAGUGAUCCUUGGACGCUUAAUGCAGACGAUUUCGUUUAUUUUAAUACGACAAAAAUUAAAAACUUGACUUUACAUACCAAUAAAAUCACAAAAAUUGAAAAUGGCGUGAUAGACCUCCUUCCAAUGUCGUUAGAAUACUUCUCUGUUAAGGACAAUAUACUGACUGACGCACGCUUUAUGACUAGUAUACCUCGCCUGGAAAAUCUCGUGGUGUUAGAUAUAAGCUACCAACUGGAAUAUUCCUCAGCAGCUGGACAAGGGAACAACAAACGAUACCUUCACGUAUCUCCUUCACCAAGUCCAACCGGGAGAAAAGAAAGUGCAAAGCAAGUCCGCAAGUAUGCUAUUUCUAAAACGUCUUUUCUUACCACAAAAUGGGAUAUUUCGCAUUCACGACAAACUGCGACAAACACCAGACAAUAUCAGAACUUUUCUUUACAUCCUCAGAAUAACAAAAGGAAUGAUGUGAUCAAUUUACCUGUGAGUAUGCGGAAAGUCUUCGGAAGUCAUCUUAAGCUCAGUCCUUUGACUGUUCCGGCUUUCACAUUUGAUUCAAACAACUCGGUGGAAUUUCUUGAUCUGUCGUCAAAUGGAAUCCAUGCCUGGUAUGGGAAAUGGUCAGGUUUACAUUCCUUGAGAUUUUUUAAUCUUUCCUUUAAUGCUAUGUUCCGAUUGGCUCCAGACACAUUCGGUGACAUGGCUAAUUUGCAUACUCUCCUUCUGAACGGGAACAGACUCGGUCUUACUAUCAUGCAAGACAAGCAGUUUCUCACUUUUUCCAACCAGACAAAGCUAACUUAUCUUAAUUUGAGUGAUAAUGGUUUUACCGAUCUACCAGAAUUUGUCUUUGCCAAACAAAUAAAUCUGAAACAACUAGAUCUCCAGCAAAACUUUUUGCCUGUCAUAAGUUUCCGAAUGAAAUCGUUAGAAAAUAUAAGAGAGAUCAAUCUUUCAAAUAAUACAAUAACACACCUAACGCGUAUCAAUAUGGAUGAGAUGGAUUAUUUGGUAAAGUUGUCAAACUUCACUAUCGACUUGACCGGAAAUCCUUUACUAUGCACGUGUGACCAGUUACAACAACUCCGGUGGAUGAAGGUAAGAAAAUUCCUGUUCCGGAACUUGAAGAGAUACACGUGUAAAGCUAGCAAUGGUAAUAUUGUUUAUCUUGCUGCGUUGGGUGACAUGACAGGACAAAUGGAAAUAGACUGCAUAGCAAUGGAAGUAGUUCUCAUUUGUGUGUUUCUGUUCUGCGGACUGUGUUUUAUUCUUGCGUUUUCAUCACUGAUCUACUAUAAAAAGUCUCGCCUAAUGUACCUCUUCAGUGUGGGAAGGAAACAUAUUGUUCCAUUAGGAAACAAUAUUAAGGAUGCCGCAACAAAUGAAGAACAAUUAAAAUUCACAGUGUAUGUUUCUGUAGAACCUUCUCAGUCAGUCAAUGAAUUUGUUAAGCGUUUCGAGGCUCACAUGAAAAACAAAGGCGUUUCUAUGUGCAUACCGGAGUUACAUUGGGAUGACCGAUUGAAGGAAACAACAGGCAUAGUUCAUGCCAUGAACAACAGUGCCUGUGUAGUGGCUUUUAUAGAUAACGACUACAUGCUGUCGUUUCAUCGUCUUUUCGAAUUUGAGGUUGCUGUCACUGAAGGAAUUCAGAAUCGAUUUAACAAUCUAAUCGUUGUGUUGUUAGAAGACCUAGACGCAAAACAUUUUCAAAUGAAUGAUUUUGUUGUAAUGUACUGCCGAGAAAAUCAUUACUUUGAUGUUCGUCGGUCUCGAGGUAAAUUAUUCGGCGAGUUAGAAAAUGAAAUUAUGAGAUAUAAGGAUUUUUCUAACAAAAGGACAUAAAUCUCUGACUAUUUGUAAAGUCUGGCAAUUAAUUCUGCUUUAUUUAACAACACAUACAUGUGCUUCUUGACACGUAAAUAAUUUUAUUUCAUUUAACCUAUGGACGGUCGUCAGAUUGUAUUUAUUGUCAAUAUAAAUGCCAUGUGGAUGACAGAU
Messenger RNA from Ylistrum balloti, 2832 nucleotides. RefSeq names its product toll-like receptor 4. Gene Ontology annotation, molecular function: protein binding. The record is from RefSeq and is a predicted model, not a curated record. The transcript has a single exon. The coding region runs from base 22 to 2676 and encodes 884 amino acids. Lineage: Eukaryota; Metazoa; Mollusca; Bivalvia; Pectinida; Pectinidae. Gene Ontology annotation, biological process: signal transduction.